Hevea brasiliensis (rubber tree) is the source of this 1071-nucleotide messenger RNA. RefSeq names its product putative defensin-like protein 184. The record is from RefSeq and is a predicted model, not a curated record. The transcript has 2 exons. Lineage: Eukaryota; Viridiplantae; Streptophyta; Magnoliopsida; Malpighiales; Euphorbiaceae. Bases 754 to 981 code for a protein of 75 amino acids.
UACUACCUACUGGCAAACAUGAGAACAUGGUGCAGCAAAGCUGUAUGUAUAUUCUUUAAUGAUUAAAGCUAUUUUUGAGAUUGUUCCAUUCUUUUCUUAGAUGCAAAAAUUUUAAACUUAGAAGAGUAUGGAGUUGAAAGAAUAAUUUAAACAAAAGAUAGAUUAGGGUUAUAAUUUUAUUUUCUUCCUGUUUCUGUUACACCUUCCACUAUGAAAAGCAAGUGAAAUGUGUGUAUUAAGCACUACCUCCUUAGAACCACAAAAGUUUUGUGAUUUCAAAGAGGGGUUGCAUUCCAGUUGUAUGAUGCAAUGUUGCUUGCCUAAACGUGUUGUAACCCUAAUUUUAAGUGUGUUACAAUUGGUCUAUACAAUAAAUUUGAUUAAAGAAGGACUGGAUAAAGAUUACAUAUAAAGCAGUGCUUACUUUUGGAUAAUUUACUAUAAACCUGGUCUUUAUUAAUUCAAGAAUUGGAAAAACUUGUUGGGGGCAUCUUCACCAUUCUCUUUUCUAGAAUAUGCUAAAAGAGUUAGCUUCCAAUGAUGGAAGUCUGUUAAUUAGUUUAAUUCUUUAACAUUCUGAUUCUUGGCAAUAACAUUAUAAAAUUACAGAUUCAUAAUUCCACUAACCCUUGACAUUUGCAUGCUUAUCCAUAAUGCAUAUGGAAGUGAAAAGCCUUACAAAUAGCCUACAUCGUUUCCGUAUAACUCAACCUUUACAAAGAACACAUAAAGAACCUCAAAUACACUCGUAGAAUGGUGAACCUUUCUGCCUUCUGCUUCCUGCUUCUCCUUCUCUUCUUUACGUCUGAUGAAAAAUUGGUGCUCAAGGCAGAAGGGAAGGAUUGCCACAAAGUUUGGAACUGCAAAGGAGGCAACCGUUGCUGGGAGGAUUGCAGAAACAAAUAUAAUGGAAUGGGACAAUGCGAUUUGUACACUGCACCCCCUGUUCCCAAGCAGUGCUUUUGCGCAUACAAGUGCUGAUCAAUCAUCUUUACCCUAAUUAAUAUCUACCUAAGGCUUGAAAUUUGAAAUUAAAUAAAACUUGGAUUUGUUUCAGACAUGUUUACAACU